AUGGAUGAAGGGUCGACAGUUACCCUUUUAGAUGAUACCUUAGCUAAAAUCAUUGGCGUGAGAGGACAACGAGAUCCAUUACAAAUUACUGGCGUAGGGAAUUCAGGGACUUCUGACCCCUCUAGCGAACGAGUCGAUUUUGAAAUUAGUGCCCUCGACAGUAAUGUAAAACAUUCAAUAAGAAACGCUCGCACCAUAAAAAGUUUAGUUCUACCUAGUCAAUCGCUUUCGGCAAACGAUAUACAAAAUUAUUCCCAUACGUCACACCUAUCUGUCGAGCCUUAUAACAAUGUUGUACCGAAACUGUUAAUCGGUCAGGACCAUUGGGAUCUCGUUACAUCAAUAAGAACAAUGUCAGUUUCUCGAUUUCAGCCAGUAGCUUCCUUGACCAAGUUGGGAUGGGUUAUUCAUGGUCAAAUACCUACGCGUUUAGAAAAAAAUAAUUAUGUAACAGUUUUAUCAAUAGAUUGUUCGCAAGAAAAUUCCGAAGACUCUUCGGACCUACAUAAAUUAGUCAAGUCAUAUUUUAGCACAGAAUGUAUAGGUAUCACUAAUAAUAGUCGAAGGAACAAAUUGGAAAAAAGGGCUGAGAACAUAUUGUCUAACACUGCGAAACGCAUAGGCUCACGUUGGCAGGUAGGUCUGUUGUGGAAGAGUGAAGAUAUCCAAUUACCGAAUAAUUACCAAAAUGCCCUUACACGCCUUUAUUCACUUGAAAGAAAAAUGGAUAAAAAUGCUACAUUCGGUGAACGAUACUGUCAACAGGUAGAAUAUUUAAUUAAGUCUGGGUACGCAAAAAAAGCAGAUUUACCCCCCGUUAAAAACCCUCGCGUUUGGUACUUACCUCAUUUCGGGGUAAUUAACCCUAACAAACCUGACAAAAUUCGUCUCGUUUUUGAUGCGUCUUCAAAAACUAAAGGAGUUUCGUUAAAUUCUAGCUUGCUAACAGGUCCGGAUCUUGUUUGUUCACUGUAUGGUGUCCUAUUGCGUUUCAGACAAAAAAAGAUAGCAUUUAUGGGGGAUAUUAAGGAAAUGUUUCUUCAAAUAAAAAUUUGCGAAGAAGACCAAGGGGCACAACGGUUUUUGUGGCGCGGAAUGAAUCGAGAAUGCGAUCCUGAAGUGUAUGUAAUGACAUCGAUGUUAUUUGGAGCGACUUCCUCCCCUUGCACUGCACAAUAUAUAAUGAAUAAAAAUGCCAAAGAUUUCGAAACAAAAUAUCCGCGAGCAACUAAAGCCAUCAAAAACAAACACUAUGUCGACGAUUAUUUAGAUAGUACAGAUUCGGAACUGGAAGCGCUCACGGUAAUCAAAGAAGUUACAGAAGUUCAUAAACACGGAGGAUUCGAGAUUACCGGGUGGGUUAGUAAUAAUAAAAUUUUACAAAGUAAACUUUCCGCAAAUAAAGAUAAUGACAUAGUUGACUUGACAAAAGAUCAUAUAGAAAGAGCUUUAGGUUUAAAUUGGAACUCGUCUAAGGACACCAUUACCUUUAAUUUCGAUAGUAGAAAAAUCCCCGAUUCAAUCGCCAACAAAAAUGAAAAUCCGACUAAACGCGAAAUGCUAAGUGUUAUAAUGUCAGUUUACGAUCCAUUGGGUAUUUUGCUACCACUUACAAUUCGAAGUAAAAUGUUGUUACAAGACGUCUGGCGAAGGAAGUGCGCCUGGGACGACAAACUGACAGAAGAAGAAUUUAUUCGUUGGAAAGCAUGGAUAUCGGAAUUAAAAAACGCGAAAGAUUAUCAGAUUCCCAGGGCCUAUUUUAAUCGAGAAGACAUACCUCGCGACAUAGAAUUGCAUAUUUUUAGUGAUGCUAGCGAUAAAGCCUAUUCCGCUGUUGCUUACUUACGAGGAAUUUUUCGAGAUGGGUCAAUUAAUGUUUCGUUUGUCGCGGGAAAGGCGAGAGUAGCUCCACUGAAGUCCCUAUCAAUCCCGCGUAUGGAACUCCAAGGAGCGUUAAUAGCGAGUAGAUUAGGCAAAACGAUUAUCGAGGAACUCGAAAUAACUAUCACGAGGCGCGUAUAUUGGACCGACUCGCUUACCGUCCUAGGAUGGAUCCAAGCAGACCCACGAAAGUACGAAGUAUUUGUAGCUCACCGCUUAGGAGAAAUCGACGAAAUAACGGACAUAGCGGAAUGGAACUGGACUCCUAGCAAAUUGAACCCCGCCGAUUGUGCAACCAAGAAUGUAGGAAAUAUACAGGUUCUUACAGAUAGAUGGCUCCAAGGACCGAAGUUCCUUUGUUCCCCCGAAUCGAUGUGGCCAAAACCGAAUUCUAUCGAUAGGAAAAUAUCUUGUGAAACCGAAGCAAAACGCGAGUUUGUCACCGUUGUUAAAGAAAACAUAACACAAGUUCUGCCAGAGAUUUCGCACUUUUCUAAGUAUUUAUGUCUGAUCAGAAGUACAUCAUGGGUAUUGCUGUCCCCCCAACGUUGGCGUGGAAACAAAAGGGCCACGCUCACCCCAGACCUUUUACAGAAAGCCGAACUCGCGUGGAUAAAACGACUACAAAGAGAAUGCUUCGGGUCCGAAAUCCAAAAGUUGAAAGAUGGUAAACAAUUAGAUAAAGAUAGUAGGCUUAAAGGUCUUUCACCCGUAAUGGACGCGGACGGAGUCACACGAAUUGAUGGUCGAAUAAAAGUAGCCACCGAUGUUUCAUACGACGUUAAGUUUCCGGUAAUCCUAGACGGUAAGCACCCGUUCACUCGAUUGAUAGUGCAAUAUUAUCAUGAAAAAUUCGGACAUGCCUCACCUGAAACGAUUGUUAACGAACUGAGACAGAAGUACUGGAUAAUAAAACUACGCCCCACGGUAAGAUCUGUCUCUGCACAAUGCCGAUGGUGUCGUGUCCAGAAAGCAAAACCGCAAAUUCCCCGCAUGGGCGACUUACCCAUAGAGAGAUUGGGUCAUCAUCAAAGACCUUUCACGUUUUGCGGGAUAGAUUACUUUGGUCCUAUGUUGGUCACUGUAGGAAGACGAAACGAAAAGAGGUGGGGUGUUCUCAUAACGUGCUUAACGACCCGGGCUAUUCACCUUGAACUCGCUUCUUCCCUGUCCACCAAUUCCGCUAUUAUGGCACUCAGGCGUAUGAUAGCUCGACGUGGUUGUCCUUCAGAAAUAUUUUCGGAUAAUGGCACAAAUUUAAAGGGAAUGGACCUGGAACUCCAAAGGUCGAUUAAAGAAAUCGAUUAUGACACAAUAGAACAAGAAAUGACGAGUCGUGGAAUCAAAUGGCGAUAUAUUCCCCCGUCGACUCCUCAUAUGGGCGGAAGCUGGGAGAGGUUAGUACGUAGCGUUAAAGUAGCUUUAGCAGUAACUCUGAAAUCAAGGGCACCCAAAGAAGAGGUGUUGUCGACAUUGCUGGUUGAAGCCGAAAACGUUGUAAAUAGUCGACCAUUAACCCACGUGUCGGUUGAUCACCGUGAAAGGGAAAGUUUAACUCCUAAUCACUUUCUAAUCGGCUCAUCGUCAGGAGCAUCAAUUCCCGGAAAUUUUAACAAUGAUGAUUUGUGUUCCCGAAAGACCUGGCGGAAGUCACAACGUCUAGCCGACAUGUUUUGGGCUCGCUGGUUAAAAGAAUACAUGCCCAGUUUAGUAAUUAGGAAAUGUUGGACUCAAGAAGUGAGACCGCUGUCAGAAGGUGACGUGGUAUUAAUCGCAGAUCCAACUCUUCCAAGAAAUUUAUGGCCGAAAGGAAUUAUUUUAGAGACUAUUCCAGGUAAAGAUAAACGCGUCCGUUCAGUUAACGUGCGCGUUAGAAAUCGAAUUAUGAAAAGAUCAGCAGCAAAUAUUAUUGUACUGGUUCCUGUAGAAGAGAGUACGGGAGUUACUUACUCUCGUACUGGGGGUGAGGAUAUUGAACACAGGAACUAG
Molecule: messenger RNA, 3870 nt
Organism: Leptopilina boulardi
Lineage: Eukaryota; Metazoa; Arthropoda; Insecta; Hymenoptera; Figitidae
Exons: 1
Coding region: 1-3870 (1289 amino acids)
Biological process (GO): DNA integration
Molecular function (GO): nucleic acid binding
Source: RefSeq, a predicted model, not a curated record